GCUUUCUGAUGAUGACAUAGAUGUCUUCUGCGUCUUCUCUGGUGCUCGCUCCUGCUAACAUGUUUCUGUAAAGGCUUGAACUUGAAUUAUGGCUUUGAAUCAUCUGCUGCGACCUUUCCUGUGUCAGUCGCUGGUACGACAUGUCCGGUCUCCUGUCGUGGUCGCCUCCAGGGUCAGCGUUAGACCGCCUCUGUGCCCCGGCGUCGCCCGCCACCCUGCUGCAUGCGCCAGGCUCUACGCCACCAAGAAGGCAAAAGCCAAGGCAAAGGGCCAGUCAGCGAAGGUGAAUAUCAGUUCAGCUCUGGUGGAAGACAUCAUCAGUCUGGAUGAAGUGAAUGAAGACAUGACCGCAGUUCUCAGCGCGCUCAAAGAUGACUUUACACGCAACCUCAGCAUCCGAACCUCGCCAGGAGCUCUGGAUCACAUCGUGGUGACGACUCAAGACGGGAAGUUUCCUCUCAACCAGCUGGGUCAGAUCUCCAUGAAGUCACCUCAGCUCAUUAUGGUCAACAUGAGCAGCUUCCCCGAAGCCACAGCGGCGGCCACCCGAGCCCUGAGAGAGACCAGCAUGAACCUAAACCCCGAGGUGGACGGGACCAUCAUCAAGGUGCCCGUUCCCAAAGUGACUCGGGAACACAGAGAGAACCUCGUCAAGCUCGCCAAACAGUUCAGCAACAAGGCUAAGGAUUCGCUGAGGAAGGUGCGCUCUAAUGCUGUCACACAGGCCAAAAAGGCAAAGGAGGGACACUCGGAGGACACAAUACGACUCGUAGAAAAACAGAUACAGCAGAUGUCGGACGACAUUGCAGCAGACAUUGACAAACAGCUCGCAGCAAAGACCAAGGAGUUGUUAGGCUGACGGCGCUGAUUAGAAGAAACAUGCAGGUUUUAUAUUUGAUACUUCACCACCGGUUAUAGGACACAACAGCAGCAACAAGUCUGCUUUUCAACAUGUUGAUAAUAGACAGUGACUGGACCAUGUCGGGGAGCUGGUUUUUGAAUCACACACAGAAACACGUUCUUGGUCCUGUAGCAUAUUUUUGGGUUCUCUGGGCAGAAGCCGAGCCUUUGUUCCUGCCCACAUCGCUGGCAGAGAUCUUCAUUUCACUGCUGUGUGAUAUCUGUGUUUAGCUGCGUAAGUGCAUAAACAGAAAUUGGCACGGAAACAACAACGACAGACUGCCCGUCACCUCCCUCCUCCGUUGUUACUCUUCCUGUCUUCAAACAAACACCGAGCAAGGGACGAAUGGACUUUUAAUGGGAUUUGCGGGCCUCCUCCUAAUCAAACCCUUUGCCACAGGGGCUGUCUGUUUAUAUAAAGUAAGCGCACCCGUCCGAAUGUAAACUGGCUGCGGGUUUUUCUUGGUGGCAAGAGCGAGAGAGAGUUUGUUCCAGAGACGUAGACGUCGACCGAACAGAUACCGUUAGCGUGUUGCCAAACAUUUGUUUCGCAUUGAUUCCAAGUCUGUUAAAAAGUCACUUGAGUGGGUAAAAAAAAAAAAAGACCUUUAAUUUCUGUCCAUGGUGAGGAUUGAUAAUAUGACUGCUCUCUUUUAAACACAAUAAAGUCAGGAAAGUAACAUUAUUGAUGGACUCCAUUAAAGAAACACUGCUUUGUA
Messenger RNA from Acanthochromis polyacanthus (spiny chromis), 1619 nucleotides. It is a transcript of the gene mrrf, whose product is annotated as mitochondrial ribosome recycling factor. Gene Ontology annotation, molecular function: ribosomal large subunit binding. Gene Ontology annotation, biological process: translation. Lineage: Eukaryota; Metazoa; Chordata; Actinopteri; Pomacentridae. Bases 89 to 859 code for a protein of 256 amino acids. Gene Ontology annotation, cellular component: mitochondrion. The record is from RefSeq and is a predicted model, not a curated record. The transcript has 7 exons.